AUGGCCGCCGAUAAAUUUGAGGUUCUUGCUUGCAUGAGGCGUUGCUGCCAGUUGCUCACAAACUUGCCUAUGACACCAACUGAACCCAAUCUUCUGCUCUACCUAGAUUACCCAUGCUCCAGUUCAGUGGCUGCUGAAAUUCGACAUCUGACAGAUGCAGCCAAGGAAUUCCUCGCCAACAAAUACAAGGUUUUGGAUAAUUACUCAUGGCAUGAUUUGUCUCAUUCCAGAUUCCCUCAUGAAUUGGUGGACAUGCCUCUUGUUGGAAUUGAAGCCAUCUUUUCUAGUUCUGACCUACAGAUAUCAUCUGAAGAUGCCGUAUAUACCUUCUUGCUCGAGUGGGUGUGCGAGCAAUACGUAGAAACAGAGGACAGACACAAGAUAUGGAGUUCUCGUUUACUUCCGCUGUUGCGCUUCAAUCAUAUGAGCUGGAAGAAACUCCACGAGGUCCUGACAUGCAGUGAUGAAGAUGAUGUAGACAAUGAGCAAACAAAGAAGCUUAUUACUGAUGUACUCUUGCACAAAGCUUACCCAGCACAUGAGCAAGGCACUAUUGAGGCAGACACAACAACCUGUUGCAAAGUUCCACAGCGAGCCUACAUGAGGAAACCCCUGAAAGUGGUUGAGUUCGAUCGACCCCGUCCACAGGUUAUUGUGUACUUGGAUCUAACGCGUGAGGAGUGCUCCCGACUCUUCCCAGAAGGAGUAUUAGUCUCGCAAUUGUUCCAUCUUGCAGGGCAGAACUUCUAUACCCAGCCAACCUGUGUACUUUGGCGAAGUUAGGUCGAGCGCUUAAAUGGCAUUCGGUUGUAAUAUGAGAGUUUAGUUAGUUGGCUGUGUGGUUUCGUUCCGAUAUUUCCUUGUCUCUGCUGGAAAAGGAGGCUUUGGUGCCUGAAUGGUGUAAGGAAGCUCUUACAAUGAUAAAGUUGAAAAACUGUGUGCACUUCUGGUCUGACUUCAAACAUUUUUAUUCGCCGUUGUUUUUGUUCUGGAUAGAUUUGGCAUUGUCACUUUGUCAAUGUAGCUGGGACUUUUAAGACCGGUGGAGGAGCUUCCUGGGAUCGUGCACAAAUAUAUAUGUGCUGAUGAAUGAUGAGUUUGGACUGGAAGAUGGCAGCUGCGACGGAGCAGAGCAAACAGAACCUGACUCAAACUCAAAUGGUGUCCUUCUGAGGCACCACCUGCCCAUCAAGGCUAACCUCCUCCUCCUCACACCUAGUAGUACUGAAACUGCAAAUCAUGUACUCGGUUUUAGUUCUACUAAGACUAAAUCCUUUCGAUUCCAAGGUUUUUCUCCAAAUAUCGAAAGGUGCACUUCUGGUCUGAGUUAACAUUUUCAGUCUCUGUUCUUUUUGUUCUGGAUAGAUUUGGCAUUGUCACUUUGUCCGUGCAGCUGGGAUUUGAAGGCAGAGGAGCUUGCUGGGAUCGUGCACAGAUAUAUACACAUGUACUGAUGAAUGAUGAGUUUGGACAGUAAGAUGCCUGCUGCGACGGAGCAAGAGCAAACAGGCAUGAACCUGAACCUGACUCAAACUCAAAUGGCGAGAGACAAACAAGUGUCUGGAAAAGUUGGUCGGCCGAUAGUCCAGAAGGCGCGGUGCCCGCCGGAGCACCUGGAGAGCAGCCUCAACAAGCGGAGGAGCUGCUGUUGCUGACGGACGGCGUCGUACUACACAAGUUGCUGGACCCUGAAGCCGUAUGUGUUGGUUCUGUAUCUGUUGGCUCGUGGUGGGUUCUUCAGACAAAGGAAAGACCCCGCCCGUCACUCAGGCUCUCAACCAACAAGCUUGAUGGUGUGUCAAGAAUCAGUGGCUCCGAUGGGAUUCUAGUUGUAUCCGAAUAAUUUUUAUUAUUGCAAGAAGAAGAAAGGAAGAGGGGAUAAGAAGUGCUGUCUGCUGCUGCUGCUGACGGUGGCAUUGUGGAGGGUAGCUGGAUCCUGAAGCUAGCCGCAGGUGUGGUGAUGAAUGACACAAACUCUGAAGAAAAACACCGUAGAUCAGCGACACAUGUACUGUAUGGUGUUGGAUCCAUUCUGAGUGCAGCCACGACACGAAAUACCACUGUGGUAG
Aegilops tauschii subsp. strangulata is the source of this 2069-nucleotide messenger RNA. NCBI's taxonomy places the organism in Eukaryota, Viridiplantae, Streptophyta, Magnoliopsida, Poales, Poaceae. The record is from RefSeq and is a predicted model, not a curated record.